This is a messenger RNA of Egretta garzetta (little egret), 4395 nucleotides long. RefSeq names its product destrin, actin depolymerizing factor (gene DSTN). Gene Ontology annotation, molecular function: actin filament binding. Gene Ontology annotation, biological process: actin filament severing; cell motility; actin filament fragmentation. NCBI's taxonomy places the organism in Eukaryota, Metazoa, Chordata, Aves, Pelecaniformes, Ardeidae. Bases 49 to 495 code for a protein of 148 amino acids. Gene Ontology annotation, cellular component: actin cytoskeleton; actin cortical patch; cytoplasm. The record is from RefSeq and is a predicted model, not a curated record. The transcript is spliced from 3 exons.
GCAUCUGGAGUACAAGUUGCCGAUGAGGUAUGCCGUAUCUUUUAUGACAUGAAAGUGCGGAAGUGCUCUACACCUGAGGAAAUUAAGAAGAGGAAGAAGGCUGUCAUCUUCUGCCUCAGUCCAGACAAAAAGUGCAUUAUUGUGGAAGAAGGCAAAGAGAUUCUGGUGGGAGAUGUCGGUGUGACAGUUACCGACCCUUUCAAGCACUUUGUGCAGAUGCUUCCUGAGAAGGAUUGCCGUUAUGCCUUGUAUGAUGCAAGCUUUGAGACCAAGGAAUCCAAAAAAGAAGAGCUGAUGUUUUUCUUGUGGGCACCAGAACAAGCACCUCUCAAAAGUAAGAUGAUCUACGCAAGCUCCAAGGAUGCAAUCAAAAAGAAGUUUCAAGGCAUAAAGCAUGAAUGCCAAGCAAAUGGGCCAGAGGACCUCAACCGAGCUUGCAUUGCUGAGAAGCUAGGAGGCUCCCUAGUCGUAGCUUUUGAAGGAAGUCCCGUGUAGAUGUCAUACAGUGCCACAACUCUACAAGCAUUCCAUGUUUUAAUAUAUCAAUUAUGUAAAGCAACCAUUCUAGGCAAGGGUUUUCACUAACUGUAGGGAAGCUGUCUUGUAGAAUAAAGUAGAUUUUGGAGAUGUAGCUCGUAUGUACAAAUGACCCUAAAUAAAUCAAAUCUAAGGAUUUAUCUUGGUGUAUUAGUAUUUGCAUUGGUUUUCCAGCCCAAUACUGUCCCCAAUGGAUUAACACUAAAGGUCUCAAAAAAUUUUGGUCCAGUGCAGCAGUGUAUCAUGGGAUGAAAGGGGGGAGGUGAGAACAAUCCAGUUCCUGUUCUUACUUUUCUAAAUUGUAACAAGCAAAAUUCAGUCAGUCUUUCUGAGGCUACUGGCCAAAUUGCCAAACUCAAAAACUUCCCCUGUAACAGUUUAAUACAAAACUUAAAACCUAUAGUUAAGGUUAGGCUAAAGAGAAACCUGUUGGCACCAACAGUGGGUUAAAUUCUUAGUGCUUGCAGUUGCAGAGCAGUGCUAAUAAUGGCUAAUUCUGAAGUUAAACAGAGAUAAAAUAGGCACACUUUUCUGGAGAAAUAGUCCUAAGCCACUCUCUUGUAAACUCACUGUGCAGUAAUAGUAUUUAAAGGUUCACUUGUUCUGCAAGUUCAAUUUUCUUGUUAUGAAGUGUCCUGAGGUCUCUUCCAGCCUGAGUGAUUCUAUAAAAACUGCUUUUCUGUUGACAUAGUUUAACUUGGAACUACCUUAUUUUCACUAAUACACACUUACUAGCGGAUCAGAUGCUUCUGAGGCUUUUACAAAUGCAGAUUCUUAUAUCGGAGCUCUCCAGUUAUGGGUAGUACAAUGAGAAGGAACCACAUCUUAAAAAGUGGUAUUCUCAGCCCCAGUCUUUGGUCACUUGGUCCAUUUGUCCAUAGUUACUAUUGAUUUAACUUAGUAGAACCAAUCAGCCUGACUAAUACGGCUUGAUCUGGGCUUUUUGUCUGUUAGCUUCUUUAAUUCUGUAGAAAUGCAUGGAAAUAUCACCUACUAGAAAGUUUGACCUGAAAUGCCUUUUGUAUGGGGGGGGUGGGGUGGGGUAGAGAACAUUCCUGUGCCAGCUACAGAGAUCUUGAAAGCUUCCAUGUUUCACCAGUGGUUGAUUAAAGCUGUUUCCUUUGUGUAAUGUGUACAUGGGAGUUGCAUAGAGUUUUCCUGUAUGUCUGUAGAGAAAAAAAAAAAAAAAACCAACCAAAUCCCUUAGCCUCCAGUGCGUUACUGUGAUAUGUUCUGUGCGUGCCAAAUUUGAACAGCCUAAAUAAAUGGGGUUUCCAUCCCCUGGGUCAGUGACUGAUUCCUCUCCAGCCUCUGGAUUAGUCCUGCAGCGGGGCCAGUGCUGCUGGCUGAGCAGGCCGGUGCCCUGCAUAAGCUGGGCGCUUGGGGAGCUGGUAUGCCUUCCCCUGCUGCCGGCCUGUGCUGCUCGCCAGGGAGAAAGGAUGGGGGAAACAGGCUGGAAGGAAAAGCUGGUGGAGGGAUUUGGGGGUGGAAAGGAGGUUCAUCUGUCUGCAAAGUGAGCUGCCCUCCUUGGCCCUGCACCCCUCGCAACCGAGUGACUGCCAGCCUCUGCCUCCCUGAUGGCAACUGGUCUCUUACUUUUAGGCUUUGGACCGUGAUUUCCAUGGCUUGGGGAGCUUCCUGGGAAACACCUGGUAUUUGCAGUCUGAGCAGGAGAAACCCAGCACGUGUCAGUUAUUUUGUGCUGCAUUCCCUGUAGGAACUGAGGGACCUCCCUCUGGCCAGCCCGAUGAAGGCCAGGCAGUUACAGGCUGCCCCUUCCUCUGCAAGCCCUUGCCAGAUGUGCAGGGACAGAAAGCUGUACUGUCCCUGCGGCUCCUCUGCAGCGCUCUACGCUGUGCUGGUUUAUCUGCCGGGCCAGGGAAAUAAUGGUCCAUUACCUAACUCAGCAUGUGCCCUCUCUGGCCAUGCUGCAUAGUUAAAACCUUUAAUUAAAGGCAGGCAUUGACUGCUCGCUGUAACUUGGCACCCAUGCGGGUCACAGGGUUGGGAGCACACGGUUCUCCGAUGCAAAGAGACCCACUGGAGCGAAGCUUUCUGAUUGGGAGAAAAGCACACCGGCCUGGUUCUGCGGGCACUUUUACCCUAUGUUUCAGUCAACUGUGGGCUUGCCCGAGUGGGUAAUCAUCCCCAUGAGCAGCUCCUCCUUGCCUAGGUGUCUGCAGUACUGGUCUCUGUCCAAAGUCCAGGUUGAGAUAAGGAAACCGGAGUGACGGAGUGGGAGUGGUGCUGCCUGACAAACAAAGGGAACUCCCAGCCAAGAUCCAGCUGAUAACCAGCGCCUCCAGACUGCAGGCAUCUUCCAAGAGACACCCUAUAAAGGUAUGCUUUGGUUAGGAAAUGGAGGAGAAGACCCUGCAAAGGGGGAAGGAUGUUGGACCUGGAAGGUAAAAGGGCGCUUCCCACAACGUGAAAGCCCUUCGAUCAGGGGCUCGGGUACCAAGUGCCUUAGUCCCAGACUUUGAGGGAUGAGAGGCCUGAGGUGGCACUUUGGGCCUUGCUUAGGUGUGGUCCCACAGCUUCAGCUGAUCUAAGAGGCUUUGGCUGCUUUCAGGACCCUUGCAGCAAGCCCUGGCCUCUCUGGAAGAGUAUUCCUGUGCUCCAGUGCUGGCAGUAACUGACCUUCGCAGCUAUAAUGCUUCAGGCCUGUCCACAUCAUGGAGUUAGUGGUCCAAACUUCACCACCUCCCAAGAUGGUUUGCCCUUCUGCCUCUCUGUUGGAGGGGAUGAAAAGCAUGGAGAGAUGUUUCUUCUUGGGGCUGUUUCAAAUCCCUCCAGUUAAGGUUUCUCCCAAAUCACCUAGGCCUUCAGAAAAGGCAAGUGGGGACAGACAACAGGAGGAAUGCUUCCUAUAGCUUGGCUGGUUGCUGGGGAGAGAAGUCACUUUCUAACAGGACUACGUGAAGAAGAAAAAGGUGAAGGCAUUCAGAUGACGGACACGGCUCAGAGUGGUGCAAGCUCAGCAGGACCAUAGCCCUGGUAGUGCAGCUCAGGUGCAGCAGGAGCAGAGCUGCUAGAAACCUUUUCAAGUCUGCGUGCAAGGCAAGGGUUUCCUAAAAGGCAUUUUUGUCCACUACACUGGGGAGAGAAGAUGGAGGUGGGAGAUGGAGACUGGUAGUUCAGGCCUGAGUGUGGGCAGCAGGUGCUGUAUAAAUGUCAUUUAGCUGCUCCAGCAAAGGUGAACUUGAGUGUCUAAGCUAUGGUUUGAUAACCCCACGUACCCAGGGUGAAAGGUAGCUCCAGCCUUAGCUGAAAUCAGCAGAAGGAUCCAGCACUGCCAUUUAAAACCACCCCAUCUGGGUGAUUGCUUGAUCUUUAAAGUGCCUGCCUGCAGCACCCAGGUGCCUGGCUGCCGAUCGUGCCUGCCCUGAGUCACAGGCUGACAGGUAAGAAGCCGGCAGACAGCACGGCUCGCCUGGAGGAAAGGAGAUAACCCUCAGCAGAGCCUGUGCCGUUGGGCGCGCCUGUUGCGAAAUCCCACCAGCUCCUGGGAGAGCAGGGGCUGGCCUGUCCUCAGCCCUGCGUGCCAGUGGGUGAGGCUCGGGUUUCUCCUAGCCCCUCGGGAUGUAAAAUCAUAGAAUCAUUUGGUUGGAAAAGACCUUUAAGAUCAUCAAGCACAGCACUUCCCCUUCCACCAAGGUGCCAAGGGAAGAAAAAAAUCCCAGCGGUACCACUCCAGGUAUGGAAAAUUAAGCUAAACAUCUUUCCCCAGAGAUAGGUGGUUUUUUCAGCCUUGCCUAACAAGAUCAGCCCCUCUCUCCUCCUAAAACAGCCAACUCAGCAAUGUGUCCUGGAAGGGGGCACCAUGUCCCUCCACGCUGGGGACACCGAAUCUGCUCC